AUGCGUAAGCAACGAGCAGAGCAGGCCGUUAAAGAAAUGAACAAGACGACCGAGGUCGGAGGACCGAUCCAUCAGGCAGGAAUGAUCACCCCGGAUCAGGGCAGCGAGGGAUGGGGCAACCGAUCCCCGGCCCCACGAUCCCCUGGGAUAGGUGGGCAAUACGAACAGUUCGUGAUCAAUACUCCUCCUGAAGGACGAGGCAGGGACGAUGAGAUGAGGGCAACAUCAUCCCCACCAAGGCGGGCAAAGACGAGAACUCCUGUCGAUUCGGACAAGUCGUCGUUGGGAGAGAUAGACGGCAGGAUAGAUGACUUGCAGACGGUGGUUGUGGACACGCAGACCGACGUAGCCAAGCUUAAGGUGGCAAGUGAAUGUGCAAGUGCAAUUGCCAAUAGCUCAGCGGAGAAGGCGGACGUCAUGAGCAAGAGAUUAGUGGAAUGCGAGGAGGAGGUGAAGCACUGGAAAGGGUGGAUAGAAUCGCAGCAGAUAGAUACGAAGACAACACUGUCGCAAGAGCUGAAAGAGAUGAGUCGGGUCAUGGACGGGAGCAUCAGCGAGGACAGGAUGGAUGACACAAUGGCCCCGCCGCUGACCGAGGGAGCCAUGCAGCUCGCACGGAAAAUGAGACGGCAGGUUGAAAACAUGAAGGUACUCAAGACCUCUGUUACAACAAGGUUGAAGGGAGUGGAGGAGCGACUAUCUACGGUGGAGCACUCAGCGGACGUGGUCAAACAGAGUACCGGGUCGAAGAUCACUACGAUAGAGACAGGGUUGAACGAAAUGAGACGUGGCAUAGGUGCAGUUUUCUCGGGCAUGCACAUGCGACAUGAGAAUGGAACAUGGAGGAGCGAGAGACUGGAUAAGGUAGAGACAGUCUUGAAUAGACAAUGGGAUCAGAUCAAGUUGGCAGGUGAGGAACUAAAGAAGCUGAAGUCCAAGGGGAGCCAGAACGCCGGAAUAGAUAAGGCAUCGUCAUCCCAUUGCAACACCCAAGGAAAAGGUCCUGGAUGUGGAUGCAGAGAACCAGGCGAGGGUCACGGCACAUGCAUAGAUGGAGCAGUACGCGGCGAAACCAAGAAGCUGAGUGAAGUGGUCCUGGCGCAGAAGGAACACAUAAUGACCGUCGCGAGAGAGGUGAUAAAGAACCGCAAAAGCGUGGCUGAGAUCGUGGCGAACAUGACAAAGGUUCACAAGAAUUGUGAGAAUGUUGCGGCGAGAACCGAUCGGAUAGAUGAGAGGAGGAACGGAGAUCAAGCCUGGGUGAAGGACACCGUGCGAAAAAUGGAAAAGACAAUGGAAUCGAUGUCGAGCCGAAUGAUAGAUGAACAGAAGAGAGUUAUGGGCGAGUUUAUUCUGGUCAAUGCUCGAAUUGAUGAGAGUGCACGGAACGAAGGGGUAGGUAAGGCACGAGGAAACAGCGCGGAGAUAGGAAAGCCGCCGACUAUGUCACUAUGUCACGCGGGCGAGAUAGUCACGGUGGAGGUGGGGGAGCUGAUGGAAGAGCCAGGAGUGACAACGCUCGAGGAAUAG
Messenger RNA from Symbiodinium natans, 1530 nucleotides. NCBI's taxonomy places the organism in Eukaryota, Dinophyceae, Suessiales, Symbiodiniaceae. The record is from the annotation of a GenBank genome assembly.